AUGCUCUACACCAUGACAUGUUGGCUCCCGGUCCUGAUCCUCCACCUGGUCCUCCUGAGCCCCCAACAGGUGGCAGCUUGCCCUGCUCGCUGUGAGUGCGCCCCGCAGAUCAAGUCAGUGGUGUGUCACCGCAAGCGGCUCACCGCCAUCCCUGAAGGCAUCCCCACUGAGACCAAGAUCCUGGAGCUCAACAAGAACCGCAUCCGCUGUCUGAACCCAGGGGACCUCUCCCCAUACCCCUUGCUGGAGGAGCUGGACUUCAGCGAGAACAUCAUCACCAAUGUGGAGCCGGGCGCCUUCAGCAACCUGUUCAACCUGCAGACCUUGCGUCUGCGGGGGAACCAGCUCAAGCUCAUCCCCCCGGGGGUCUUCACCAAGCUGACCAAUCUCACCCUGCUGGACAUCAGCGAGAACAAGCUUGUCAUCCUGCUGGACUACAUGUUCCAGGACCUGCGAAACCUGAAGAGCCUGGAGGUGGGUGAUAACGACUUGGUGUACAUCUCCCAGCGAGCCUUCUCAGGGUUGCUCGGCCUGGAGCAGCUGACCAUCGAGAAGUGCAACCUGACCUCCAUCUCAGCCGAGUCGCUCUCCUACCUCCAGAACCUGGAGGUGCUGCGGCUCCGGCACCUCAGCAUCUCCGCGCUGGAGGACCAAAACUUCAAGAAGCUCUACAACCUCCUGCAGCUGGAGAUUGACAACUGGCCUCUGCUGGAAGACAUCUCCCCCACCAGCUUCCAGGGCCUGAACCUCACCUCACUCUCCAUCACCUACACCAACAUCACAGCCGUGCCCACCGCUGCCUUGAGGAACCUGGUGCACCUCCGGUACCUGAACCUGUCCUACAACCCCAUUAGCACUGUGCUGAAGGGCUCCUUUAAAGACCUCAUCCGGCUCCAGGAGCUCCACAUUGUGGGCGCUCUCUUGGUGUCUGUGGAGCCGCAGGCCUUCUCCGGCCUGCGACAAAUCCGGCUGCUCAACCUUUCCAGCAACUUUCUCUCCACACUGGAGGAGAGCACCUUCCACUCCGUCAACACGCUGGAGACACUGCGGGUGGACAGGAACCCCCUGGCCUGCGACUGCCGCCUCCUCUGGAUCCUGCAGCGACGGAAGACGCUCAACUUCGACGGGCAGCAGCCCAUGUGCUCCACACCACCCGAAAUCCAGGGCAACGCCCUGCGUGACUUCCCCGACUCCGUGCUCUUCGAGUACUUCACCUGCCAGAAGCCCAAGAUCAGGGAUCGAAAGCUGCAGCACAUCACGGCCCGCGAAGGCCAGUCUGUGUCCUUCCUGUGCCGGGCGGAUGGGGAGCCGGACCCCUCCAUCGUCUGGGUGUCCCCCCAGCACCGCAUGAUCACCACGCGCAGCACAGGGCGGGCAACCGUGCUGCCGGGGGGCACCCUGGAGAUCCGCUUUGCCCAGGUGCAGGACAGCGGCACCUACAUCUGCAUCGCCAGCAACGCAGGGGGCAACGACACCUACUUCGCCACCCUGACGGUCAAGGGGCACCCGGCCGACGGCUCCCCCUACGCCAACCGGACUUUGUACCUCAGCGAGUUCAACGACACCUACCACAAUGACACCCAGGUCUUCCUGAAGUUUACGCUGGAUCUCAAGACCAUCCUGGUCUCCACAGCCAUGGGCUGCAUCACCUUCCUUGGCGUGGUCCUCUUCUGCUUCCUGCUCCUCUUCGUGUGGAGCCGGGGCCGGGGGCAGCACAAGAACAACUUCUCGGUGGAGUACUCCUUCCGGAAGGUGGAUGGUCCCACAACCACCACGGGCCAAGGAGGAGCCAGGAAGUUCAACAUGAAGAUGAUCUGA
Molecule: messenger RNA, 1818 nt
Organism: Cygnus atratus (black swan)
Lineage: Eukaryota; Metazoa; Chordata; Aves; Anseriformes; Anatidae
Gene: LINGO3
Product: leucine rich repeat and Ig domain containing 3
Exons: 1
Coding region: 1-1818 (605 amino acids)
Molecular function (GO): protein binding
Source: RefSeq, a predicted model, not a curated record